UUUGCGCCAAACCGGCAAGUCCAUGUUUGAUUUCAGCUCCACCAGCUAACGCUCAGUGAGUCAGUGAGAAAGCUCAGAGAUUUCACAGAGCUCAACUCAACGGCCAGUCUUCCACAACCAAACCACCAUGUGCGGGGACGCAAGGAACUGGGACGAAGAAUCAUACAGAGAAACCAUAUUGAAGGAGAGGGAGAUCCAAACCCGAACCGUAUUCCGAACCGUUUGGGCUCCAUCCCUUAACCCUAACCCGGACGCCAUCGUCGUCGCCUCCAGCGAUGGAUCGGUUUCUUCAUACUCCAUCCCCUCCCUCGUCUCCAAGCCCCCACUGGGUUUUAGCAAUGUGAAAGCUCCACACUCGUUAAUGGCUGAACCUGCUUGCUUCCUUCAAGCUCACGAAGGCCCUGCAUACGAUGUUAAGUUUUACGGCCAUGGCGAGGAUGCUGUUUUGCUGAGUUGUGGUGACGAUGGUCGGAUUCGAGGAUGGAAAUGGAAGGAUUGUGUAGAAGCAGAGGCGCCUAUUCAUUUGCAAGGAAACCAUGUGAAGCUACUACUCGACCUGGUGAAUCCGCAGCAUAAAGGUCCUUGGGGGGCUUUAUCUCCAAUCCCUGAAAACAAUGCUCUUGCCAUUAAUGAUCAGGGGGGAUCCAUUUUUUCUGCUGCUGGUGAUUCUUGUGUCUAUUGCUGGGAUGUGGAAAGUGGUCAAGUCAAAAUGACUUUUAAGGGGCACUCAGACUACUUGCAUUCUAUAGUUGCCCGGAACUCUACCAAUCAGAUCAUAACUGGUUCAGAGGAUGGGACAGCACGUAUAUGGGAUUGCAAAAGUGGAAAGUGUGUUCAAGUGUAUGAGCCAGCGAAGGGUACUAAAUUGAAAGGAUUUUUUUCAUGCGUAAGUUGCAUGGCUCUUGAUGCAAGUGAAAGCUGGUUGGCUUGUGGUAGUGGUCGGAGUUUGUCAGUUUGGAAUCUUCCUGCUUCUGAAUGCAUUUCAAGGACUUCAACUCGUGCAUCUGUACAGGAUGUAGUAUUCGACGAAAAUCAAGUAUUAGCAGUUGGAGCAGAACCUCUACUUUGCCGUUAUGAUAUAAACGGGGCGAUCCUUUCACAAAUGCAAUGUGCUCCUCAGUCAGCCUUUUCCAUCUCAUUACAUGCAUCUGGGGUUACAGCAGUAGGAGGUUACGGAGGUCUUGUUGACAUUAUUUCGCAGUUCGGAAGCCACUUGUGCACUUUCAGCUGCCGAUGUGUUUUUUCAGAAAACAAACCAAAGCUCUCUUCGGUCGCUCUCUCUUCGCUUUCACCUUCUCACCGAUCAUCGGCAGUCAUGGCAGCUCCAGAAGGAUCACAAUUUGAUACUCGUCAGUAUGAUUCCAAAAUGACUGAGCUACUUGCAACUGAUGGGCAGGAAUUCUUUACAUCAUAUGAUGAAGUUUAUGAUAGUUUUGAUUCUAUGGGUCUGCAAGAGAAUCUUCUGAGGGGCAUUUAUGCUUACGGUUUUGAAAAACCCUCAGCUAUUCAGCAAAGGGGAAUUGUUCCAUUCUGCAAGGGUCUUGAUGUUAUUCAACAGGCUCAGUCUGGAACUGGGAAGACAGCGACUUUCUGUUCUGGUAUUCUUCAACAGCUUGAUUAUGGUUUGACAGAAUGCCAGGCCUUGGUUCUUGCCCCAACUCGAGAGCUUGCUCAACAGAUUGAGAAGGUCAUGAGGGCUCUGGGAGACUAUCUGGGUGUGAGGGUCCAUGCUUGUGUUGGUGGAACCAGUGUUCGUGAAGACCAGCGCAUUCUGUCAAAUGGGGUUCAUGUUGUUGUGGGCACUCCUGGUCGUGUUUUUGACAUGCUAAGAAGACAGUCACUUCGUCCCGAUAACAUCAAAAUGUUUGUUUUGGAUGAGGCUGAUGAGAUGCUUUCCCGAGGUUUCAAGGAUCAGAUCUAUGAUAUAUUUCAGCUUCUGCCAUCAAAGAUUCAAGUUGGGGUGUUCUCUGCCACAAUGCCACCUGAGGCCCUUGAGAUCACAAGGAAGUUCAUGAACAAACCUGUGAGGAUUCUUGUGAAGCGUGAUGAACUCACCCUGGAGGGUAUAAAGCAAUUUUAUGUCAAUGUUGACAAGGAGGAAUGGAAGCUUGAGACUCUUUGUGAUCUUUAUGAAACUUUGGCCAUUACCCAGAGUGUCAUUUUUGUCAAUACUCGACGCAAGGUUGAUUGGUUGACUGACAAAAUGCGGAGCCGAGACCAUACAGUUUCUGCCACCCAUGGAGACAUGGACCAGAACACCAGAGACAUCAUCAUGCGGGAGUUCCGUUCUGGGUCAUCUCGUGUCUUGAUCACCACUGAUCUUCUGGCUCGUGGUAUUGACGUUCAGCAAGUCUCCCUUGUUAUAAACUAUGAUCUGCCUACCCAGCCAGAGAACUACCUCCACAGAAUUGGGCGUAGUGGACGAUUCGGCAGGAAGGGUGUUGCCAUCAACUUUGUAACAAAGGAUGAUGAGAGGAUGCUGUUUGACAUCCAGAAGUUCUAUAACGUGCUUGUGGAGGAGCUGCCAUCGAAUGUUGCUGAUCUCCUCUGAUGAGAUUUUGUCCUCUUUAGAAAAUUACCAAGGAAAAUCUGGUUUCUGCUUAGUAGUAAGUGUUGUUUUGUUUGAAGUUUAUUUUCUGUUUUUGGUCGUUCCAGCCGCCACAUCCACCAUUUUGCGUCUUCUCCUAUUAUUAUUAUUAUUAUCUUAUCAUUAUUAUAGGUCUAGUUCUUUAUAAUUUAUGGUUGUUGGAUACUAUUUUAAGUGGUACAAGUACACUUGCAAUGUGAAAACCAUCAUUGCCUUGAUCGGUUGUGGUAGCAACUGUUGUUGCAUAACAUAUCUUCUAGCUACUAAUAUGUAUGUAUUUUUUGAUGUUUUAA
Messenger RNA from Prunus avium (sweet cherry), 2880 nucleotides. It is a transcript of the gene DWA1, whose product is annotated as DWD (DDB1-binding WD40 protein) hypersensitive to ABA 1. Gene Ontology annotation, biological process: mRNA export from nucleus. Gene Ontology annotation, molecular function: protein binding. Gene Ontology annotation, cellular component: THO complex; transcription export complex. The record is from RefSeq and is a predicted model, not a curated record. NCBI's taxonomy places the organism in Eukaryota, Viridiplantae, Streptophyta, Magnoliopsida, Rosales, Rosaceae.